AUGUCAAGCCGAAGGUCGAGGUCAAGGCAUUCAGCAGCUUCAAGGAUCACUGAUGAUCAAAUCAUUGAUCUUGUAUCUAAGUUGCAGCAGCUUCUUCCUGAGCUUCGCAAUAGAUGCCCAGAUAAGGUUUCAGCAGCCAGGGUCUUGCAGGAGACAUGCAACUACAUCAGAAGCUUGCACAGAGAAGUUGAUGACUUGAGUGAGAGGCUGUCUGAAUUGCUUGCAAAUUCAGACACCAGCCAAGCAGCCCUAAUUAGAAGCUUACUUAGUCAGCAGUCUUAA
Molecule: messenger RNA, 282 nt
Organism: Coffea eugenioides
Lineage: Eukaryota; Viridiplantae; Streptophyta; Magnoliopsida; Gentianales; Rubiaceae
Product: transcription factor PRE3-like
Exons: 2
Coding region: 1-282 (93 amino acids)
Biological process (GO): regulation of DNA-templated transcription; regulation of growth
Molecular function (GO): protein dimerization activity
Source: RefSeq, a predicted model, not a curated record